ACUUUGUGUGUUCCCUGUUUACAAACUAAAGAAAACAUUCGCAUUAUCAUGUUUCCAAUGUUUCUCAUGUAAAAUGAAUUCAACUUUACAGUUUCAUGAAAAGUCGACCGAGAAAGGCGGUAAAUGUAGGAAAAUAUGAACUUUUGGAUUUACGAUUCUGCAAAUUUCGAUCAACUUACGUUUUCUUUUCUCAAUCAGUUAUCGAUUGCAUCAAAUGUUUAACGUGAAAAGUGUCUCAACUGUUUGUCCAUCGAAAGUUUUUCAAUGAAUUUCGUUAACUUCGUCCUUCCAAUCAACCUUUGUGAACCAAUGAGUAAACAUGAACUCGACAAAUCUUGUUGAUAUAAUCGAAGCUACACUCGGCCCAAGUCGAGCCAUUUGCCUUCCAUGGUUAAUACUGUUGACGUUCGUCUACAGUUUAAUCUUUAUCCUCGGUGUGAUCGGUAAUACUGCGACCAUUCUUGUGAUAUUACGCUUCAAAUACAUGCAAAGUGUAACCAACCUGUAUCUACUCAACUUAGCUAUUGCUGAUUUAUUGACACUUUGUGCAGCAAUGCCAUUGGAACUUUAUCAACUCUGGCAUCAGUAUCCAUGGGAAUUGGGUGGACUUCCAUGUCUAUUGAAGGUGUUGAUUCCCGAGACGACAGCAAACGCCUCCAUAUUGACUUUGGUGGCCUUUACAUUGGAGCGAUAUUCGGCCAUUUGUGGUUCGCCCAAAACUCCGCCACCAAACAUAAACUCGAGCAGCUCAACUCGCAAUCGAUUUACUCGUAACACUGUCUUAAUCUGGUUACUUGGUCUACUUGGUGCUGUCCCAUUGGCUUUGUACACUCGAAUCAAUUAUCUUUAUAUUGAUGAUGAACCUUUAAUCGAGUCAGCCUGGUGUGGAUUACCUUUCAAUGAUCCAGACAGAACAUGGGAAACAAUCAUGUUAACUUCAACAAUCAUCUUCUUCAUCUUUCCACUUUUGAUAAUCUGUCUUCUCUACUAUUUUAUUGCCAUUACACUUAAAAAAGCUACUCGCCUUGAUCCAAUUGGAAACAUUGAUAUUCAUCUGAACGAUCAACGUUGUUCUCGUAAAAUCAUGCAAUCGCGAAAAAUUGUCAUCAGAUUAUUAGUGGCAAUUGUGAUUGCGUUUACCAUUUGUUGGACUCCUUUUCAUGCUCAAAGAUUGUUAUUUUUGUACGUUUCACUGUAUUCUGAAUGGUCAAACAAACUUCGAAGCGUUAAUCAAAUCUUGUUCCUUCUUGCUGGUGUCUUCUAUUAUCUCAAUUCAAGUAUUAAUCCAAUCCUUUACUCAGUGAUGUCGACUCGCUUUCGAGUUGCCUUUUCCCUUUACAUUAAUGGCCUUUUCAAUGGAGCUCGAAGUGCGGACAAAUCAGGAGGAGGAGGAAGAGGCAACAACAGUGACAAUUCACUGAUUCUCAAUUUACCCAAUGGUAAACCCAAGCUUCAAUGGAGAUCACCCAAUUUCAUGGAUUCAUAACUACAUUUGGAUAAAUGGCAAAUUUGUGUAAAUAAGAUUUUCAAUUUGGAUAUGGCAAUCUUGAAAUCAAAAGUAUCGAAAUUAUUAUUCACAAAAUUUAAACAAUUUAAGCUAUUGUUGAUUUGAUUUAAAGAAAACAAAUUCGUUUCUAUUGUAUUUAUUGAUUUGUUUCCCUUUCGGGUGCAAUUGGUACAUAAAUAAUUUUAAUAAAUCUCAAUUGAUCUUGAAAAUUUAAAUUUAUUGUCCGUUAUUGUUUGUAAAGAUGUUACAAAUUUUAAGUAAACUCUUUAAAUGGAGUCUUUAUACGAUUUAACAAACAGUCUUAUUACAGCUUUUUAAAUAUUUAAGCAUAAUUUACAUUCCAAUAAAUUAGUUGUUGAACACUGAGUUGUUUAUAGAGUUUCACAGAAUUGAUUCAUUGAGCUUCGAAAACAAAAAAUUGUUGAAAUCGAUUUGCUUCAUGAUUUGGUCCAUGGAUCCAUAGACCAAUUAUUUAUGAGUCCUUC
Tetranychus urticae (two-spotted spider mite) is the source of this 1992-nucleotide messenger RNA. Its product is annotated as neuromedin-U receptor 2-like. Gene Ontology annotation, molecular function: neuromedin U receptor activity. Gene Ontology annotation, cellular component: plasma membrane. Lineage: Eukaryota; Metazoa; Arthropoda; Arachnida; Trombidiformes; Tetranychidae. The record is from RefSeq and is a predicted model, not a curated record. Gene Ontology annotation, biological process: neuropeptide signaling pathway.